This is a messenger RNA of Bombina bombina (fire-bellied toad), 4517 nucleotides long. RefSeq names its product ly6/PLAUR domain-containing protein 2-like. Lineage: Eukaryota; Metazoa; Chordata; Amphibia; Anura; Bombinatoridae. The transcript has 3 exons. The record is from RefSeq and is a predicted model, not a curated record. Bases 227 to 640 code for a protein of 137 amino acids.
CUGAAUAAUUAUACAAUAGCUACUCCCUAGCAAAUCCAUCCUCUUUGUAUUCAUCCUGGAACUUAUUUUAAUGCACAUGUGUUUAAAACCACUGAGUCACAAAUGAUGUCACCAUUUCAUAUGUAAACCAUCAUUUUAUGCAUUAAAGUUUAUUCUUACAGGUGUGAGUCCUAAUACAGCUACUGUCUGUAUUUGCUGCCGAGUUCAAUAGUACCAAGGAAUUACGAUGAAAGGAUUUAUCAUCUCUAUUUUAGCACUGGCCCUAUGCUUUGAUUUGGCAUGUUCUUUGCAGUGUUACCUUUGUCCAUAUCCAACUGCGAGUGCCGAAUGUACUGAUACAAAGAAUUGUACAGGGACGCAACUGUUAUGCAAAACAUCAGUAACCGCAGGAUUUGGAGGUUAUCCUUUUCAAGGAACUGAGUUGGUAAUUCGAGACUGUGCUAAAGACUGUUCUCCAAGUGACAACGACCAGAUUGGAGCUGACCAACUUGUUUUGUGUUGCAACAAUGAUCUUUGCAAUAACAGAGGUGUUUAUGCUGGUGGAUCAAAUAGCGGAGCUGAAACUGUAAAGAAUUCUUUUGGAUUUGGAUUACUUUUUUGUUUCAUAAGUAUAGUUUUAUCAUUGAGAACUGUCCUGUAAACAAAUGCAACACUCAAAUGACAAGAAACACUAAGGAAGAUUUUUUUCAAAGUAACAUAUUUAUUUGUAAAACAAAAAAUUGUGUGUAUUCAUCAAUAAUUCAACAGCACUUCUACAAUACUCUUAUUUAUCAAGAAAGACUAUAAACUAAUCAAGGCCAUUAUAACUUAAAGAGACAUAAAACACUUUAACUUUGUGAUAUUAAAGACCUGAUUGUCAAAAACUCAUCAUCAUGGAGUGAGUCCAUCACGUCAACUUUUACAGUGGCAGAUCUCGUUAUCUCUCUAAAACGUCCCCUUGAGAUGCCUCUUAUAGAAAAUAAUGAUGUAUUCGGAAAUUGAGAAUCCCACAGGGUGGCCCGAAGGUAACUAAGAGAAUCUGGCACUGACAAUACCAUUUUUCUUAAGCAAAUACAAAUUAAAUAGUGUUCUUUCCAGUUUUCUAUAAUUGCAUUCAUGUCUUUUUCUAUCAGUAUAAUGAGUACAUUGUAUAUUUUGAGUUAAUAGCUAGGAUACAUUUGUAGGGAUAAAACCAAUUUGCAGAGGGAAAUUAUUAGAGAAUACUCCAAAACCUGUGAGAGAACUUUAGAUAAGCCUAAGAAAUGCCCCUGUUUAACCAACUCGACAAACUUGUUAGACACAUUAUAUAUUAGAAAAAAAAUCUACUUUUUACUACAAAUUUAGAUUUUUAUUUUGUAUUUGGAAAUUAUAUUGUACUUUAAUAUAAUUUUUUUUCUGUGGAAAUUACUUUUUUUUCUGCGUGCUUUAAAUAUGAAUUGCAUAAUUUAAAUUUGAAUUUUGCUGAAUACUUUUAAUGUGAAUUUAAAUGCAUAUUAUUAAUAUGAUUUUAAUGCAUGUUUUAACCACUUUCACAAUGUCCUUUUUAGGGCUGUACUGCCUGAGGCAUACAGAAAUAGUGCAGUCUCUCCAUUGUUUCUACAGCACUGUAUUGUCAUGUCUCUCUUUAACACACAGAAAUAAAGAAAUUGCCUUUAAACAUUCUUCUCUGAAUUAAAAGCUUUAGAAAAUCAGGGCUAAAAUGCUGAACCACUAAAUACAUUUUAUAAGAAUAGUUUUAAGGUUAUUACCUUACCAUAGUCAUAGGUGACACCAUGUUGAAAUCUUUCUUGCAUUGCAUUCCAGUGCUUAGGUGUUUGCACAUGUUCAGCAAUUCUCCUUCAGAUAUCGGCAGUAUAACAUUUGUUUCAAAAUGGCAGCACCAAUAAUUAGACUGAGGUGCAUGAAAAUAAUUUAGUGCUUAUUGUUUCCUUAAUUAUGUGUAGAAGGAAAACUUAGCAAUAAAUGUUCAUUAGAAAUGGAAGUGUACACUGCAAAAAUUAAAAACCUAACCCUACCACAUAUCUGUCACUAAUUAGCUUUAGUAUGUUUAUAUGUUUUAAAUUACAAGCCUCAAUUGGCUUCUCCAAGUAGUAGUAAUAAUAAUAAUAAUAAAUGGUGGGGGUAAGUUUAGCCUUCGGAAAACAGCUGCAGUAAACAAGGUAUUAAUGUAAUCAGAAAGUUUUCAUGUUUCACUUGCAUGCUAAUUUAUUGUAGGAAUAUAGAAACAGCAUUCUAAUUCCAAGGUGUUUUAUGUCCCAAUAAGACAAAUCUUACAGUUUUAAAAUAUUACCGAAAUUCUUGUUAAAGGGACAUAAAACCCAAAAUGUUUCUGUCAGGGUUCAGAUAAAGCAUAUGAUUUUAACCAACUUUCCAAAUUACUUAUAUUAUCUAAUAUGCUUAGUUAUCUUGGUAUUCUUUGUUGAAAAGCAUUCUUAGGUAGGUUUGGGAGCUUGGAGCUAGCUGCUGAUUGGUGGAUGCACUAGUAUGCUCAUUUUUAUUGGUAACCAAUGUGUUCAGCUAACUCCCAGUAGGGCAUUGCUGCUUCUUCAAUAAAGGAUACCAAAAUAAUGAAGCAAAAUUGAUAACAGAUUUAAAUGGGAAAGUUCAAAUGUAUAAUCUAUUUGAAUCAUGUAAUAAAAUGUGGGUUUUAUGUCCAUUUAAAAAUAUAUUCCAAAGCUGUAAUAAAUGACUUCAUACAAUGUAAGGAUAUAAACUAUUAUAUAGAUUAAGAUUCAUUAAAAUCACUGUGUGAAUUGUUUAUCAACAGAAGUUUGUUUAGUUAUUUACUAUCAAACAGAAACAAACUAUUCAAAUGAAAUGAUAGUAAAAAAUGCAUUUUUAAAAUGAUACAAUUAUCUUUUUUCUAAAGGAGUCAAACCACUAUUUAUUUUUAUUUAAAAAAUAAUAAAACAGAUGAAUUAUAAUAUAACAUUUUCAUUCCUGCUCUUUCAAAUCCUUUUACUUUUUGUUGUGUAGUGAGGUCCCAAGAGCUCUGUACCUUGCAUUAAAGGGACAGGCAACUCAAACUUCUUUAUUGUUUAAAAAGAUAGAUAAUCCCUUUAUUACCCAUUUCCCAGUUUUGCAUAACAAGCACAGUUAUAAUAAUAUACUUUUUACAGCAGUGAUUACCUUGUAUCUAAGCCUCUGCAGACUGCCCCCUGAUCACAUGACUUUUUAUUUAUUAUCUAUUGACUUGCAUUUUAUCCAAUUAGUGCAGUGUCUGCCCCAACCCACGGGUGUGAGCACAAUGUUAUCUAUAUGGCUUACAUGAACUAGCACUCCCCUGUUGUGAAAGGCUAAUAAAAAGUAUGUGAUAAGAGGGUAUCUGUAGUAGCUUAGAAACAAGCAGAAAUUUAGAGUUGUAAAGGUUAUAAAGUAUAUUAAUAUAACAAUGUUGGUUGUGCAAAGCUGGGGAAUGGGUAGUAAAGACGUUAUCUAUCUUUUUAAACAAUAAAAAAUUUGGUGUUGACUGUCCCUUUAACUGUGUGCAUCUGGUCUUUGAUAAACUAACUGCGCAUGUGGAGUUUGUCUGCAGUAAGAGGCCUUAACCCAUUUGUGCCGGGGUUAACUUGUCUACAUCAGAACAACGGUUCCGAUGUAAACAAAUUGAAAUCUUGCGAUCGUGCACCUGAUCAAGAGAUUUCAAUGAUGGGAUCGUGUCAGGGGGGUGUCCCUAUGAUGCUAGGCAUGCCCUCCAGACCGCGAUCCCAUCAGGGAAGCGCCAGUGGCUUCACGAAAGCCAAUCGGUUAGAACGUUGUAUUUCGUCCUUCGGCGCUAAAGCCAAGCAAAAUUUGGACGAAAUACAACGUCCUAACGUGGUUAAAGGGUUAAAUUGCUUGGAUUUCACAUGAAAGCUUGUUUUUAUUCAUUAUAAUGGGCCAAUGACUGUGUGCGCGGCUGCAAUGUGCAGAAUGAAAAAACCUGCUUAACUGGACAGUCCAGGAAAACUUUCACAAAAAUACUGAACACUUAAAUGUCCAGGUUUAUUUUUUAAAGUGUAUUGCUUUUAGUUACAUGUAAAAGGCCUCCUAUGCCUCAAUGCAUUAAAAAUAUGUAGCAGAUAGAGAUGAAUGACAGUCAAGGGGGUCACAUCACUACUAUUUAUGUGGGGAGCAGCAGCUCAAGAAAUAAAAUGGUUGAUUAGUUUGUUACAGGGAGCCAAGGGGUAAAAAAAACUGUUCAAUAGCAAAAAUAUACAUCAAGAUCAAGAAUGUAUAUUUUUGGGGGGCGGGCAUUGUGUGACCCCGCCUACAAUUAUGUCCUAGAGAUUGUCCAGUAUUUUUGUUGUAGACAGCUGGGAAACAUAGCAGCAAAGGCAAUAUAAAACACAUUUAAUUAAAACAAAAAUACUCUUUAAAUCUAUGAUUUACUAAAUAAGUUGAUUUUAUGAGGUUUACUGUCAUUUUAAAUGCAAACUGAUUCUUCCUUCUAUAUCAAUCUUCUGUUUAUCAUGUUUUGUUUUAAUAAUGAAUUUCUUGUUGUUACUAUUUAUUCAUGAAACAAUACUAAAUAAUAAUAAUAAAAAAAACUUGCCAUA